Messenger RNA from Mizuhopecten yessoensis (Yesso scallop), 2873 nucleotides. RefSeq names its product syntaxin-7-like. Gene Ontology annotation, cellular component: membrane; SNARE complex; endomembrane system. Gene Ontology annotation, molecular function: SNARE binding; SNAP receptor activity. Gene Ontology annotation, biological process: vesicle fusion; vesicle-mediated transport; intracellular protein transport. Lineage: Eukaryota; Metazoa; Mollusca; Bivalvia; Pectinida; Pectinidae. The transcript has 11 exons. The record is from RefSeq and is a predicted model, not a curated record. Bases 139 to 978 code for a protein of 279 amino acids.
AGAGCAGUCACUCUUGCGAAACUUCCGGUCACAUGAGAAAACAGAAGCAGUUUGAUGAGUGUGGGAGAUACUUCAUCUUGAUUGGUCAGCUGAUGGAUCACAGACUAAACUAGAGAGCUGACACAUUAGAUUUUAACAAUGGCUUCCAAUGACUUCCCCAGCUAUGGUUCUACUGUGUACAAGGACGAUCCCACCGACGGAGUUUAUAGUGAUGCACCAAAUAUGUCUCGCUAUUCAGACACCUGUGACCAAGUCAGUGGCAACAUCGCCAACAUCAACAGCGGAGCAAAUUCCCUGGAGAGAGCCAUGAAAAUCAUUGGAACAGAUCGAGACAGUGUUCAGCUGAGAGACAGAAUACAUGACACAUCUCAGAAGACAAAGAAGAUUGUACAAGACACAACCAGACUCAUGAAGACACUUGCCUCAAUGAGACACCUAGAGCGGCAACAAAAGUUUAAGAUAGACAGAUUGCAGACAGACUUUGAAGAUGCUGUGCGGCGAUUCACCACCCUACAAAAGAAUGCUGCAGAAAAAGUGAAGACAUCUGUGAAGUUAUCCACUCCCAAGCCACAAGACUUGUUAACAGGUGGAUGGGACGAUGGUGAUGAUAAGACGGCCUUCGUGGAGCAGGAAAGGAGGAGGGAAGAACUCCAAGCUCAGGGACAAGUCAUCGAGGAUGACUUGGCACUGAUUGGAGAACGAGAAGAAAGAAUCAGACAAUUGGAGUCUGAUGUAUUAGAUGUGAAUGAGAUUUUCAAAGAUUUAAACGUGAUGAUCCAUGAACAAGGAGAGGCAGUAGAUUCCAUUGAAGCUAAUGUAGAACGGGCAUAUGGCAAUGUAGAACAAGGUACCGGACACUUAGGGAAGGCUGCAGAAUACCAGAAAAAGUCUCGGAAGAAAAUGUGUAUCGUAGUGGUGAUCCUGGUCGUGGUAGCAGCUGUGGUGGCCAUAAUUAUUUACACAUCCGUGAAGAAAUGACGUGUGGCAAACUGCAAUAAAACAAACAUUGGGCAGCCCUUUGAUAUCAUGGACAUAUAGGGAACAGAAAGGAGGCUCAUCAUAAUGGUGGCCAACAAUGACCUGUGGCUUCUGAUUGUGAAUGACAUAGCCAGACUGGGUGUCCAGUAUCUUAACAUAUUAUGUAACCAACAAAGUGGGGAAAAACACAGGUUUUCACAAAACUUGACAGGCGCACGCAGUUCUAAAGGACCCUGUAUCAUCCUCACAUAGUGAUGGACAGUUACAGCUGUUUUGUAUGUUAAAAUGUUGACACAGAUUGUAGAUGUUUAGUGUAUCGUUGUGUCAUAAUGUCACCCAAAUAUUUCCAAAUUAUGUAAUAUUGAAACAUUUGAAGCCAUAUUUUAUGUACAGGUUUCUGUAAACUCCACUGUGAAUUGUACUGUAUGAUAGGGAAAUGUGGACCAGUCUGUCAUGCUUAAAAACUGUGAUAAAAUUACUUCUGUUAAUAUGUGAAUAUUUGUAUUACUUUAGAACUGACAGCCCUAGCUUUUAGUCAACACGAGCCUUCAGACCUGUAGCAAGAGACAACCUGUUUUGCAAGACAAAGAAACCAAAUAAAACUGUUAUAAGAGACCCUCCUCUUAUUCAAAAAGGAUCUCAAGACAGGCUGUACUAUACUGCAUUCUUACUUUACAUAGUACUAACAGAGUGAGGUCAUUCUCAGGUAAAACAAUGAGCCAAGUGAGCUUGUAUUACUGGAUUGUACACUAAAUCAUGUAUGAUAACCUAUUCUUACAAGUUGGGUAUCUAUUUUAAUCCUAUAUAUUGAAGAAAAAAUAGAUUUUCCCUGUACCAAAUGCAUUAUUUUGUUGGGAGAAAUUUGAUUAAGUGUGAUGUCAUAAUGCAAAUAUUGUGGCCUCACAUUGAAAAUAUCAAAUUAUGAAGUGUAUUAGCAGUGAUGAAACAUAAUGCAAUGUGUGAUUAUCUGAAUAUCACGACGCACAUCUAUAACAUUUGUUUAAAUCUGGGCUUCAAAAUCCUCAGUACAGGUUUAUCAUCAAUAAAAUCUGGAGAUUAUAAAUAAUCCAGGUAAAGAUGAUAUACAAAGACCUACCGGUCCCAAUUCUUUCACUUGUUAAUACAUUCCAAUCAAAGCUUUAAUAGUGAAGACACAAAAUGUAGGUUAACCUGAUAUUGUAAAUAUUACAAUGUACUAUGGCUGUUUUGUAAAGUUUUGGAUCGUAGAAAAGUCCACCUUUUAUACAUUUACAUUGUCAGACCAAAAUCUUUGGCCAUUUUGGAAAAAUCAAUUGAAUGAACAUAUUCCAUUCUUAAUGAAGUGUACUGUUUAAUGACAUUGCCAACAGGUUUGAUUUAAGAAUUUUUACUUCAGAAUAUCAAAUCCCAUACUUUUACUAUCCAAGUCUCUGGAUAACUUGGGAAAUAUAAUCUAUUGACUAAGGUAUUUUAAGUAUAUUGAUAAUCAUACAAGGAUUAAAAGAUGCAGAUGAUUUCAGUCUGAGGGAUGAGAUUUUGACCUCCAAUAUCAGGCUUUAUUGAAAAUUUAAACUGGGGACUGAGAGUUAAUAAUUUCCUCCCAACACUGGCCCGAGAUAAAUAUGUGGCUUUUCUCUAUGCAUUAGCUGAAACAGUAUACUUCUUAUUUCUGUGUUUGAAUAUCAAGUGAUACUGUAACAGUAAAGAUCUGCAAAGUUUGUUUAUAUAAAAACAUAUAGGUAUGUGUUCAACAUAGUGCUAAAUUUAUAAAAUAUUAAUGUGAACAAAGUUGAUGUACAUUUAAUUGUUGUGCGAGUCCUAAUAAGUUAUUAUGUAUAAACAAAGACACUUUUAUUGUCGAGUGAUGAUGCUAAAUCUAUUCAUUAUUAUAAAAAAUAAAAACCUUGAAUGGUCAU